ACAAAUCAGCUGAUUUCCCCCUCCAGACACAGGUCUAGGCAUGCAUAUCCGAAACACGUGUUGUUCAAUUUUUGAGGUCGGUUUAUCGGUCUUGUAAUUUUUUGAGUAUUUUUAUCAGCUGAUGUGAAUUGUAAAAAUAUUGUUGGGUCGAGAAACUGGAAAGUUUUUAUCGGACAGGAAAAAAGUGACGGGGUGAUUUUGUGCGUUUUGAGGUUAAGUACCGGACAACUAUUUUUGUGGUUUUUGUUUGUAUGGAAUUUGAAUUAAAGAAGAAAAAUGACUGCUGUGGCUUUACCGCAAAAGAAAUACUACAGACAAAGGGCACAUUCCAAUCCUAUUGCGGAUCAUUGCAUCGAAUAUCCUGUAAAACCAGAUGAAAUGGAUUGGAGUGAUUUGUACCCAGCCUACAAAGAAACUCGAGAGGAAGAAUCUGAAAUGAAAAAGCUGACUAAGCGAGUAGAGUUUGCUGACAUUGGUUGCGGAUAUGGCGGUUUACUGGUUACCCUGUCGCCGAUGUUUCCCGACAAUUUAAUUGUUGGAAUGGAAAUCAGAGUAAAAGUCUCAGAUUACGUGAUGGAUCGUAUUUCUGCUUUGCGACAUCAGCAUCCGGAUCAAUUUCAAAAUAUCGCCUGUGUGAGGACCAAUGCUAUGAAAUAUUUGCCCAACUAUUUCCAUAAAGGACAGCUUAAGAAGAUGUUUUUCCUUUACCCAGAUCCACAUUUUAAAAAAGCAAAACACAAGUGGCGUAUUAUUAAUAAAACAUUGUUAGCAGAAUAUAGUUACGUUCUUGCAGAAGAGGCAAUUGUGUACACGAUGACUGAUGUUAAAGAUUUGCACGAUUGGAUGGUUAGGCAUUUUGAGGAACAUCUUUUAUUUGAAAGGAUUCCGGACGAUCGAUUGACAACGGACCCAAUUGUAGAAAAAUUGUACGAAAGUACAGAAGAGGGACAGAAAGUGACGAGGAAUAAAGGUGAUAAAUUUUUGGCUGUGUUUAAAAGAGUCCCUGAUCCUUAUGAGAAGGAAGAUAGAUAAUUUUUGUGUGGAAUAAGUUAUUUAAUAAAUAUCUUAAAUAUAUUUUACUUGAAAAACCUUCUAAUUUUUAAAUUCUCUGCAAACUAGUGAAUAAAAUUUGGGACAAAUA
Molecule: messenger RNA, 1141 nt
Organism: Belonocnema kinseyi
Lineage: Eukaryota; Metazoa; Arthropoda; Insecta; Hymenoptera; Cynipidae
Product: tRNA (guanine-N(7)-)-methyltransferase
Exons: 6
Coding region: 277-1032 (251 amino acids)
Biological process (GO): RNA (guanine-N7)-methylation; tRNA methylation
Cellular component (GO): tRNA methyltransferase complex
Molecular function (GO): tRNA (guanine(46)-N7)-methyltransferase activity
Source: RefSeq, a predicted model, not a curated record